UUUAUUUAUCAAACCCAGCUUCUAAGCAAGCGCCUCGGUUGAGAUCACUGUUCCAACCCGUCUAAUUUGCCUUUAAUCAAAGCUUGAGCUAUGGCUCCACACCCCCUACGAUCCUCCUCUCGAGAACCUCUCAAAUUCCUUCCCAAAUUCGGCGAGUCAGCGGGCAAGAAAAAGGAAGACUUUUCGUUGGAUUUGUUCCUAUUCAGUGCUCUGGAUGGUUUGGUUCGGAAUCUUGUGGUGUCGGAUCGAGGAUGCAAGAAAGUGGGCAAGGGGAUUUUCGCGAAAAGGGAAGAUUUUGGGGGGUUUUUUCUAACGAAUUUGAGGUUUGCGAGAAUUUCCGGGGGAAUUUCGAGGUCCGGUGGCGCCGAAUCCUUCAGUGCUGCUUCUACCACUGAGCUCGCGCCUCGGUUCUCGGCUCAGAACUUCUCGCAGUACGCAAAGGGGGAAGGAAGGCAAUUGUUUGAGGAGCUGGACGGAAAUAAGGAUGGGAGAGUAAGCCUUGGAGAUCUUGAAAUUGCUACGGGCGAACGACGAGUACCAAAGAUAAACAAGUGCCAUGAAGCUAGCAGUGCAGUUCCUGUUUCCCGACCAGCGGAGCCACUAGCUCAAAGUGUUCUGAAAUCUGCAUUGGCAGGAGGGAUUGCUUGUUCAUUUUCUGCUUUUAUGAUGCACCCUUUAGAUACAUUCAAGACUUGCGUGCAAGCAUCCACACUGUCAUUUCCAGAAAUUAUCGCAAAACUGCAGGAGCUAGGGUUUCAGGGCUUGUACAAAGGUUCCAUUCCAGCAGUUCUUGGCAUGUUUACAAGCCAUGGAUUGAGAAAUGGACUCUGUGAAGUUAGCAAGUCUGUUUUGACCAAGGCAGCUCCUGGACUUCCAGAUAUCCAGGUGCAAUCUUUGGCAUCCUUUUGUAGCACGGCUCUUGGAACAACGUACCGAAUUCCAUUUGAGGUUCUGAAGCAACGGUUGCAAGCAGGCAUAUACGAUAACGUGGGAGAGGCUACUAUAGUUACUCUUCGUCAAGACGGUAUAAAAGGUUUCUAUCGUGGAACUGGCGCGACACUUUCCAGGGAACUGACUUUCUAUGUUCUUGGAAUGGCCCUCUAUGGAGAAGCAAAAAAGGCUAUGCAAAGAGUUCUCAGGCGAGACCUAGGGCCAUGGGAAACUGUUGUAGUGGGGGGACUCACCGGAGGGCUAGUUUCGAUCCUCACCACUCCUCUCGAUGUAAUCAAGACGAGAAUGAUGAUUGCACCUCAAGGCAUGCAAAUAACAAUGCAAAUGGCGGCCAUCACCAUUCUUCGCAAAGAGGGACCCCUUGCCUUUUUUAGGGGAGCUUUGCCGAGGUUCUUCAGGAUUGCGCCUUCAGGUGCAAUAAACUUUGCUGGGUAUGAACUCUUAAGAAAGACAAUGGACAGGGCCAAGUUUUUUGAUGGUGAACAACAGAGCAAAAUGAGGAUUGCAGGUACAACAUAAGCAAUUGACACUGGACCCCAGGAUCUGCCAUCAAGUUUAUCAAGUUUUCUUAAUCAUCCGCAGAUAGUUCUGAGUUUGUGUAUAUAUAAAUAAAAGGGCGAAGUUUUGCCGAGAGGAGAUCUUUGCACCCUCUGUCGACACAAUUUUCUGAAAUAUGUACUACUUCUGGUGUUAAUAGUAUGAAGAUCAAGUUCGAGUUAAAAUUGGGUUGUGUCCAGUUUCAAGGUAAGGCAUGAAACUUCUACUGCUAGGCAAAUGGAAAUUGUGAAUAAAUAUUUGCAGGAAAACCUCAAAACCUUGGAUUAAUUACGUUCAGGUACUCCGAGGUAUAGUGUAAUCACCCAAGUAAUUCUAAAGUCCGUAUCCACAAGGAUUACCCUGAGAAGAAUGGUUUUAAUCAUACAGGCGUCCCUGGAGUCUGUUCAUUAUAUCCUUCUUAGGAUUAUCUAUGUAGAUACAAUAUGUAAUCUC
Molecule: messenger RNA, 1941 nt
Organism: Asparagus officinalis (garden asparagus)
Lineage: Eukaryota; Viridiplantae; Streptophyta; Magnoliopsida; Asparagales; Asparagaceae
Product: S-adenosylmethionine mitochondrial carrier protein-like
Exons: 7
Coding region: 91-1470 (459 amino acids)
Cellular component (GO): mitochondrial inner membrane
Molecular function (GO): S-adenosyl-L-methionine transmembrane transporter activity
Source: RefSeq, a predicted model, not a curated record